This is a messenger RNA of Oncorhynchus kisutch (coho salmon), 3394 nucleotides long. It is a transcript of the gene ddx27, whose product is annotated as DEAD (Asp-Glu-Ala-Asp) box polypeptide 27. Lineage: Eukaryota; Metazoa; Chordata; Actinopteri; Salmoniformes; Salmonidae. The coding region runs from base 591 to 2915 and encodes 774 amino acids. Gene Ontology annotation, cellular component: cytosol. The transcript is spliced from 21 exons. The record is from RefSeq and is a predicted model, not a curated record. Gene Ontology annotation, molecular function: ATP binding; nucleic acid binding; RNA helicase activity.
AUGUCAAGUCAAUUGAGUUUACUACAGAUGGACUCCAAUCAAGUUGUGGACACAUCUCAAGGAUGAUCAAUGGAAACACAGGAUGCGCUUGAGCUCAAUUUUGAGUUUCAUAGCAAAGGGUCUGAAUACUUACGUAAAUAAGUUAUUUCUGUUUUUUAUGUUAACACAUUUGCAAAAAUGUCUAAAAAACAGUUUUCGCUUUGUCAUUAUGGGGUAUUGUGUGUAGAUGUAUUAGGAAAAUAAUUAAUUUAAUCCAGUUUAGAAUAAUGCUGUAACGUAACAACAUGUGGGAAAAGUAUCAGGGUCUGAAUACUUUACGAAUGCACGGAAUAUCAUUGGUUUAUAUAUAUCUUUGCAUAACACCCGUACCCAUCAUUACCGCAGAUGUAGUGUUCGCCCCGAUACCGUAGAGGGCGCUAAACAUAAGGUAAGGUAAGGUAACCGGAUGUAGAUGACCGUACACUUCCUAUUUUGGUACGUACACGUGUUGGAACAGGCAUCGAUUCAACUGGUUAACACGGGCUAUCUAGCAUUGGGUAGCCGAAUCACUGUUUUCUUUGGAAAUAAAGCUAGUUAACACGAACGGAACCAUGCUAUCAGAUUUGGACCUGAUCGGGACAAUUCAGGACCAUGAAGAUGUGCCCGAGGAGCCUGAUUCAGAGUCUGACGACGAAGAUGAACAGCCAAUAGUACUCAACAAGAAGAAGAAAGCGUUGAAGGGCCAUGGUGCUGGGGACUUCAGCGCUGACUUUGAGUUUGGAGAGAGGGAUGGACUCUACAGCGAGGACUGGGCUAUGGCAGAUGUGAUGGCACAGCUGAAGAAGAGGAAAGCCCCCACCACCUUGGAUGAAAAGAUUGAGAAAGUACGCAAGAAGCGCAAAACAGAGGAGAAGGCAAAGACGACAGAAAAACCAGAGAUUCCCUCAGAGGCAGAUGAUGAUGAUGAGGAGGAGGAGGAGGAGGAGGAGGAAGAAGAUGAGAAACCUGAUAUAGCUGAAGAUGGGGCUGAGGUAUCCAAUGAUGAAGACCAGAGUGGUGAUGAUGGGGAGGAGUUUACAUCAGGGGAUGAAGAGGUUCUCACCAAAGCAGAUACGGUGAGGGACAAAGGCAGAAAGAAGACAAAGGCAGAAGAGCCUCAAGAGGCCUUCUUUGAAGACGCCUCAAACUAUGACGACAAACUCAUGUUUCCCGACAUGAACCUCUCCAGGCCUAUUCUUAAGGCUAUCACUGCUAUGGGCUUCAAGCAGCCCACUCCCAUCCAGAAGGCCUGUGUACCUGUGGGGCUUCUGGGCAAAGACAUCUGUGCCUGCGCUGCUACCGGCACCGGUAAGACGGCAGCGUUCAUGCUCCCUGUGCUGGAGCGUCUCAUCUACAAGCCCAAACAGACCGCAGUGACCCGUGUGCUAGUCCUGGUGCCCACGCGUGAGCUGGGCAUCCAGGUGCAUGCCGUGGCCCGCCAGCUGGCCCAGUUCACAAGCAUCACCACCUGCCUGGCCGUGGGGGGUCUGGACCUCAAAUCCCAGGAGGUGGCAUUGCGGAUGGGCCCUGACGUCCUGAUCGCAACGCCAGGUCGACUGAUUGACCACCUGCACAACACGCCCUCUUUUGAGCUCAGCCAGAUUGAGAUCCUCAUCCUGGACGAGGCUGACCGGAUGCUGGACGAGUACUUUGAGGAGCAGAUGAAGGAGAUCAUCAGGAUGUGUGCCUACCAGAGACAGACCAUGCUCUUCUCUGCCACCAUGAGCGAAGAGGUGAAAGACUUGGCGUCGGUCUCUCUGAAGCAGCCGGUUCGUAUCUUUGUGAACAGUAACACAGACGUGGCGCCCUACCUCAGACAGGAGUUUGUCAGGAUCCGACCAGCCAGGGAAGGAGACAGGGAGGCUAUUGUGGCCGCUCUGCUGACACGGACCUUCCAGGACCACGUGAUGCUGUUCACCCAGACCAAGAAGCAAGCCCACCGGAUGCACAUCCUCCUGGGCCUGAUGGGGCUGAAGGUGGGAGAGCUGCAUGGGAACCUGUCCCAGACCCAGAGACUGGAGAGCCUCAGGCGGUUCAAAGAUGAACAGAUUGACAUCCUUGUGGCCACAGACGUUGCGGCUAGAGGUCUGGAUAUCGAUGGAGUCAAGACGGUGAUUAACUUCACCAUGCCCAACACAGUGAAGCACUACGUUCACAGGGUGGGUCGCACGGCCCGUGCCGGCAAGGUCGGUCGCUCUGUGUCCCUGGUGGGCGAGACCGAGAGGAAGAUGCUGAAGGACAUCGUCAGGAAGGCCAAGACCCCCGUGAAGGCCCGCGUCCUGCCACAAGAGGUGAUUCUGAAGUUCAGAGACCUGAUUGAGAAGCUGGAGAAGGACGUGUACGCCGUGAUGCGUCUGGAGAGAGAGGAGAGGGCCAUGUCUCACUCGGAGGCUCAGAUCAGUGUGGCACAGAAGCGGCUGGCUCAGAACGCAGACGAGAUGGAUCCCCAGAGGAUGUGGUUCCAAACGCACGACGAGCGCAAAAAAGACCGCAUGACCAAAGCGCUGGCUGACUUUGACUUGGCCCUGAGAGGAAAAAAGAAGAGAGAGAAGUUCAUCAAGGAGGGGAAAAAGAAAGAGUUAUCGUCUGAGGAUAGAGCAGAGUUUGAGGUCCUCAAGUCCCAGAUGUAUGCUGAGCGAUCAGCCAAGAGGGACCGGAAACCCAAACGAGCCAGAGCCAUGCCAGAGGACGAGCCUGUCCAGAAAGGUGCGAAACAGAAAGCUGGUAAACCAGCCAAGAAGUCUGUAUUUGACAAAGAACUUACAAACACCAGUAAGAAAGCACUCAAGCAGUACAGAGCUGGACCCUCCUUUGAGGAUAAGAAGAGGCUUGGAAUUCCAACGAACAAGAAACGAGGCGGUGGCUUCAAGUCCAAGGCCAAGUUUAGGAGAAAGUAAGAGCUGCCUUGAUGGGAAAAUGACAAGAUAUGCAAUUUGGAUGGAUGGAUUCACCUCCACUGUGUCCUUUGUUUUGAGUGUCUGUCUUCCUAAAUCAGUGCUUUCCCACUUUUCAGUGGGGACAUAAUGGAAAUAGACUGGAAAGGUUUUGGCUGAAAUCAUUUCAUUAGCCUCAGAUUGCACUCUGCGUCCUCUCUUAGUUUUUAUAUGUCAGACCUACACACACGCAAACAAACAUACAGGUUGCAGUGUGUAACCAUACUGUGGUUUUAUGUAACCUGUUGUGGCUUCACUUAAAAAUAUGUAAUGCUGAGAAACAUAUGUUCUUUUGAAGAUAAUAAAAGUUUAAUAUGUAUUAUUCUGAGCGAUGGGUUUUUCAUGAGUCUCGAAUGGCCAUCGUCCUUGCAGUAGUGAAAUCCAUGUAGGGAUUAUGUUGGUUUUUGUUGAAAUAGUGUGUCAAUAAAGAUACAAAAUGGUGA